UUGUUAAUUCCUUCAGGAGAUUGGACAAAAGUAACUACUACUGACUGCGGUUGUGAUUUCUUUGAGUACAGUAAUACAGAUGUACGAUGGCUUAGUUGCGAUCGCAGUAUUGAGGUAUAUUACUAUGGUAUUGCUGGGAUAACGGUGGUAUUAUUAGCAAAUGGUAGAAGUAUUCGUUACUUCAAUGACGGACAGAUAGAAAUUUAUCGCUUGUCUGGAGAAAUUUCUCGUUUCAAUUCCGCAACAAGUCAGAGAUGCGAAACCAUGUUGGGUGAGGAUGGGUCCAGAUUUGUGGAAAUGUAUAUUCGAUUGUACUGGUUAUUGUGUGUUGUUGGAAGGCGAGAGCCGUAG
Molecule: messenger RNA, 351 nt
Organism: Strongylus vulgaris
Lineage: Eukaryota; Metazoa; Nematoda; Chromadorea; Rhabditida; Strongylidae
Source: the annotation of a GenBank genome assembly